AUGCCUAUUUGGGGGGCACCUUCAGGACGUUGGGAAUUGGUCAUAACACGUGUUUCUGACGAUGGAAACUCUGACACUCCUCUGACGACCAAUAAGACCAUGGACUUCAUGCGCAUCGGUGCGACCCAUGCGGAUUUUGCUACACUCUAUCCGUAUUACGGUAUGGGUGUCUCGUGGGAACCCAAUCUCCCGAGCGGCACCGCGGCUUCUGAUUACAUGCUGGUGCGCUCUUUCGAUGGCUGCCAGUACACUACAACAACCUGCACUGGCGCUUUGGGGUGUCACAGAAUGCUGCCACCCGCUCAUCUUCCCCCUCCAGGCAUCUACUCGCUCUGUGUGACGUCAAAUGGCUGGAAUGACAAAUACCUUCCGUGGGGUGUAGAAUCUCUUGAGGUGCAGAUGUUGAUGGCCACGCCGCUGUACUUGACAGCUGGCAAGGACAGAAGUGUCGUGCUGCAGAAUGCGGAAUCUGUGGUAAAUGUGUCGGGGCGUGUGUUCCUGGUGCUGUGCCCUUACAACAACUGCCCCCGUGUGAUUACUGGCAGUUGGGAAGAUGUGGUGGACCGUGAUGCGUGUGUGAACCCCUCCGUCUCGUCGCGUGUGUACCUGUCCGACCUCCAUUCGCUCUUCGCAGUACCUGGUGUGUACGCUGUGUGUGUCGAUGAUGAUGAUGGAGAGGACGCUGCUCCCGCUGCGCUGCCGGUGACGGUGCUGGAGAAACCGUUUGCCUUCAAGAUAACUGCUGACAGAGCCAGGAACGCUGCCACGAUUGGUGUUAGCGGCGGCGACCUCGAGUGGCGCAGAGCGCCGUACACGGUGUGCGCUGUGCCACGGAAUGAAACAUGUGAUUCCGUAUAUGCGGGGCGGUGUGUGUGCGAGAAGAGUGGGUUGUCGUGGUCAUCAUCUGUGUUCAUGGAUCUCACCAACAGGGGAAUGCUUGUUACGGAAGUGAGGUUCUGCUUNCAGAGCCAGGAACGCUGCCACGAUUGGUGUUAG
Messenger RNA from Trypanosoma grayi, 996 nucleotides. RefSeq lists its product as hypothetical. NCBI's taxonomy places the organism in Eukaryota, Euglenozoa, Kinetoplastea, Trypanosomatida, Trypanosomatidae. The record is from RefSeq and is a predicted model, not a curated record. The transcript has a single exon. Bases 1 to 996 code for a protein of 331 amino acids.